AUGACUCCUCCUCUGCUUAGUAAAUUAUUGAUAUUAAAGAAAUCGUGGUCUGAAGGAAUUUCAGGGACAGUAGCUAUCAAUAAAUCCCUCUGCAAAUGCUUAUGGUCCCAAACUCUAAUAUUUAUCCUAUCAUUCAAAAUAGGCUUAAACGCAGGAAAUGAUAGCUUUACAUUUCAUAUCGGUGAAGGGGUAGAUUCACAUGUAUGAGUUUUCUCUACAAUCCCCAUUGAUCUAACACUGACAAAAGGACUUGGAUGACCUUUGAGCUUAGGCAGGUUUUCAGCUUUAUAA
Molecule: messenger RNA, 291 nt
Organism: Blepharisma stoltei
Lineage: Eukaryota; Ciliophora; Heterotrichea; Heterotrichida; Blepharismidae
Source: the annotation of a GenBank genome assembly